AUGGCUCGCUACCUGCACGAGCCGGCCGUGCUGCACUCGCUGCGCCGGCGCUUCUUGGAGGCCAACUCCAUCUACACCUACUGUGGUAUCAUCCUCGUGGCUAUCAACCCCUACAAGCUGUUGCCCAUCUAUGAGGAGGAGGUGAUCUAUGCCUACAGUGGCCGUGAAAUGGGGGACAUGGAUCCCCACAUCUUUGCUUUGGCCGAGGAGGCACACAAACAGAUGGUGAGGUUUGGGAAGAACCAGUCCCUCAUCAUCAGCGGCGAGUCGGGCGCGGGGAAGACCGCGUCGGCCAAGUAUGCCAUGAGAUACUUCACCACCAUCGGGGGUUGCCUUCGGGACUCCAGCAUGGAGGAGAAGGUGUUGGCCUCCAGUCCUGUCAUGGAGGCCUUCGGGAAUGCAAAGACAACCAGGAAUGACGCAAAAUCGGAGAGGAACUAUCACAUCUUCUACCAGCUCUGUGCCUCGGCCACCCUGCCUGAGUUCCAGGGCCUGGGUCUCCGUGGGGCAGAGUCCUUCCACUACACCAGCCAGGGCCGGUGUGCCACUGCCCAGAGCACCAGUGACGCGGCCAACUUGGAGAGCACACGGCACGCCUUCUUGCUCCUGGGUGUCCCUGAGGCUGACCAGCUGGAGCUCUUCAGCGUCCUGGCUGCCAUCCUGCACCUGGGCAACAUCGUGGUCAGGGGGAGGGACCGCCGUGGGGACGGCUGCUUUGUGGAGCCUGACAAUGAGGCCCUGGGGCUGUUCUGUGCCCUGCUGGGUGUCGAGGCGUCGCAGGUGACGCGCUGGCUCUGCCACCGCAAGCUGGUCACUGCUGGUGAGACCUACCUGAAGCCCCUCUCCAGGCAGCAGGCGCUCGACUCCCGCGAUGCCCUGGCCAAGUAUAUGUUUGAGAUGUUUGAGCACAACAGCUUUGAGCAGUUCUGCAUCAACUACGCCAACGAGAAGCUGCAGCAGCUCUUCAACCUGCAUGUCUUCAAGCUGGAGCAGGAGGAGUAUGUGACUGAGGAGAUCCCUUGGGUCUUCAUUGAGUUCUGUGACAACCAGCCAUCUGGUGGUGGCAGCUCCUGCAGCCUCCCGCUGUCCCAAGUUGAAUACCAGUGUGAUGGGUUUGUGGAGAAGAACAGAGAUGCUGUCCCUGAGGAGCUGGUGGGGCUGCUGCGAGCCAGCAAGUCUGCCCUGCUUGCUGAGCUCUUCCUAGAGGAAGGGGAUGGCCCCGUGUCCCUGCAGUCCCGCAGGUCGAGCGGGCCCAGGAUGGCUGGUCGCCCUGGCCGCAGAUCGCUGCCCAGCAGCCAAAAGAACAAGAAAACCAUCUCCAGCCAGUUCAAAUCCUCCCUGAACCGGCUGAUGGAGAUGCUGGGCAGCACCACACCACACUACAUCCGUUGCAUCAAACCCAACGAUGGCAAGCAGCCCUUCGUGUUUGACUCCAGGCGAGCAGUGGAGCAGCUACGAGCCUGUGGAGUCCUGGAGACCAUCCGGAUCAGUGCCUCAGGCUACCCCUCCAGGUGGACAUACCAGGAGUUCUUAGAGAGGUACAGGGCUCUGGUGAGCAGAGAGGAGCUGACAGGCACCGAUGAGAAGCAGAUCUGCAGCCUUGCCCUUGAGAGGCUGCUCCAAGAUCCCAGCAAGUACCGGUGUGGGAAGACCAAGGUGUUUUUCCGGGCUGGCCAGGUGGCUCGCCUGGAGGAGCUGCG
Messenger RNA from Apaloderma vittatum (bar-tailed trogon), 1700 nucleotides. RefSeq names its product unconventional myosin-Vb-like. Gene Ontology annotation, cellular component: cytoplasm; actin cytoskeleton; vesicle. The transcript is spliced from 18 exons. Gene Ontology annotation, molecular function: ATP binding; actin filament binding; microfilament motor activity. The record is from RefSeq and is a predicted model, not a curated record. The annotation marks the transcript as partial. Gene Ontology annotation, biological process: actin filament organization; vesicle transport along actin filament. Lineage: Eukaryota; Metazoa; Chordata; Aves; Trogoniformes; Trogonidae.